AUUCUCUGUUGUGAGACAGAACAGGAACCAUGCCUGAACCCGCCAAGUCCGCGCCCAAAAAGGGCUCCAAGAAAGCCGUCACCAAGACCGCCGGCAAAGGAGGCAAGAAGAAGAGAAAGACCAGGAAGGAGAGCUACGCCAUCUACGUCUACAAGGUGCUCAAACAGGUCCACCCCGACACCGGCAUCUCCUCCAAGGCCAUGAGCAUCAUGAACUCCUUCGUCAACGACAUCUUCGAGCGCAUCGCCUCCGAGGCGUCUCGUCUGGCUCACUACAACAAGCGCUCCACCAUCACCUCCAGGGAGAUCCAGACCGCCGUGCGCCUCCUGCUGCCCGGAGAGCUGGCCAAGCACGCCGUGUCUGAGGGCACCAAGGCCGUCACCAAGUACACCAGCUCCAAGUAGACGGACCGGCCCGAUCCAAACCAACGGCUCUUUUAAGAGCCACACACUUGUUCUAAAGAGCUACGUUCCUAUUGAAAUAUGUUAAUUGGGAAACUAAAUCAAAAAGUUUUAACUGUUUCUAGAGCAUUUUAAUCUCUUAAAAAUUGUCAAAGUUGAGCAGGAAAACUAAAAUAAAGCAUGGUAAUUGCUAACUUGUGUUCUGAAAAGUUUGCUUUGUCUGAAUCUCUUCACAUUAGAGGGUUUCACAGCUGCAACACUGCUCUGUAUGUGGCACUUACGUAGAUUUACCAUACAGUGCACAGAAAAAUGAAUGGCACAACCCACUUGUUAGCUGCGUCUAAAUCUCAAUGUUAUUAUGCUUAUUUUAAAAACUACACUGUCAUAUACAUAAGUUUAAUAAUUAAAACGUAUUUAAAAUGUUAAGGAUACAUUAAUUUUGAAUAAGUUUAGGUGACCUUGUACCUUUUCUAGUUUAUAAAUCAGUAGUUUUGUUAAAUAUGCUGCAGAUUUGAGUUCAAGAUUAAUUAAUCAGUUAAUUUUUCUUUAUUACAUAAUUGAUAAACAGAGAAAACUUUACAAUUUUCCCCUGAAAUGAAGUGAUUGAAGUGAUCAUCUGAAAAUGUAACAAUUACAGAGAAUAAUAAAGUGC
Messenger RNA from Oryzias melastigma (Indian medaka), 1053 nucleotides. Its product is annotated as histone H2B 1/2. Gene Ontology annotation, molecular function: protein heterodimerization activity; structural constituent of chromatin; DNA binding. Gene Ontology annotation, cellular component: nucleosome. The transcript has a single exon. The record is from RefSeq and is a predicted model, not a curated record. NCBI's taxonomy places the organism in Eukaryota, Metazoa, Chordata, Actinopteri, Beloniformes, Adrianichthyidae. Bases 30 to 404 code for a protein of 124 amino acids.